Messenger RNA from Exophiala spinifera, 3963 nucleotides. RefSeq lists its product as uncharacterized. Gene Ontology annotation, biological process: intracellular calcium ion homeostasis. Bases 1 to 3963 code for a protein of 1320 amino acids. The record is from RefSeq and is a predicted model, not a curated record. NCBI's taxonomy places the organism in Eukaryota, Fungi, Ascomycota, Eurotiomycetes, Chaetothyriales, Herpotrichiellaceae. The transcript is spliced from 2 exons. Gene Ontology annotation, cellular component: endoplasmic reticulum membrane. Gene Ontology annotation, molecular function: ATP binding; ATP hydrolysis activity; P-type ion transporter activity.
AUGGCCCAGAAACCGGCGAAACUCGUCGACAACGACCAAAUCCAGUCCGCUAGUCUUCACAACCCUCUACCUAUCUAUCUCAAGGCAUACGUGUGGCCCUUCACGAUACUAUGGCCAAUCUUCCUUGCGUUCUAUCUCAAUGAAGAUCUCUACGACGAAUACAUCGAUGGCCAAGAAUGGACCUUUGUAUGGAUAGCGACUAUCACCACUCUUCAGUCCUUGGCCUGGCUCUCGACAAAAUGGAAUGUAAAUCUGGAUACCGCUUUUACUACGACAAAAGCCACAAAGGUUGAAAAUGCGCAGCUUAUCAAAGUCAUUCCUAUCGUUAAUUCCGGUUUGCCGUCGAUAUGCAAGUUGGAAAAGGGAAAAGAUGGCAGGAUCUUCUUCCUUUUCCAGAAGAGACGUUUCGAUUACUCGUCGGAGAAAGGCACAUUCGCACCGUUAUCGUAUACUCUGGACGGGCAGAAGAAGCCUUUGCUCCGAGAGUUCCAGCUGACCAAAGGUCUGACAUCUGCGGCCGAAAUCGAAACAACCCAGCAGCACUACGGGGACAACACGUUUGACAUCCCUGUCCCUACUUUCAUGGAGCUGUGGAAAGAGCAUGCUGUUGCACCAUUCUUCAUCUUCCAGGUCUUCUGUGUCGGCCUGUGGUUGCUUGAUGAUUACUGGUACUAUUCACUAUUUACGCUGUUCAUGUUGGUGGCGUUCGAGAGCACCGUGGUUUGGCAAAGACAACGAACUCUGAAUGAGUUCCGCGGUAUGAGCAUCAAGCCUUAUGAUAUCUGGGUGUACCGAGAAAGGAAAUGGGUGGAGAUCAAAAGCGACAAACUGCUUCCUGGUGACCUUGUGUCUGUCGGCAGAACCCAGGAAGAUUCUGGUGUGGCAUGCGACAUGAUUCUUAUUGAGGGGACUGCUAUUGUGAACGAGGCUAUGUUGUCUGGUGAAAGCACUCCGCUUCUCAAAGAGUCUAUCAUGCUCCGACCCGGCGAUGCACCAAUCGAGCCGGAAGGGCUGGACAAGAAUGCUCUACUUUGGGGCGGGACAAAAGUUUUGCAGAUUACCCAUCCUGCCGCUAGCGAGGAUGCACCGGACAGCAUCCCGACCGUCAAGUCAGGAGUACCCUCUCCGCCUGACAAUGGAGCUAUGGCUGUAGUCCUGAAGACUGGUUUCGAAACUAAUCAAGGAAGUCUUGUCCGGACUAUGAUCUAUUCCACAGAACGUGUUUCGGCCAACAAUGCCGAGGCUCUGUGGUUCAUUUUGUUCUUGUUGAUUUUCGCACUGGCAGCAUCAGGAUAUGUAUGGCAGGAAGGCGUUCGAAACAACAGAAAGAGAUCAAAGCUACUUCUCGACUGUAUCCUGAUCGUCACCAGCGUUGUGCCACCCGAAUUACCCAUGGAGCUGUCGCUCGCGGUCAACACUAGUCUGGCAGCCCUCAGCAAGUUUGCCAUCUUCUGUACAGAACCUUUCAGGAUACCCUUCGCUGGACGUGUUGACAUUGCCUGCUUUGACAAGACCGGAACACUUACGGGCGAAGACCUGGUUGUCGACGGAAUUGCCGGUUUAGGCCUAGGCAAAGCAAAUCGCCCGACUGAAGCUGAUGGAGCUCAAUCGACCAUUACGAAGGUUCCGGACUGUGGUGUAUACACAACUCUUGUUUUGGCUACAGCUCAUGCUUUGGUCAAGCUCGACGAGGGUGACAUUGUCGGUGACCCAAUGGAAAAGGCUACGCUGACAGCCCUCAAUUGGACUUUGGGCAAUAAUGAUACUUUGACAAAUGUUCCUCCAUCAAAGUCAAAGAAGGCACAUUCGACUGCGGGCGCAUCUCACAUCGUUCAGAUCAAACGACGUUUUCAAUUCUCAUCUGCUCUCAAGCGUCAAAGCUCUGUGGCGACGGUUUCUAUCACGGAUCCAAAGACGGGACGACGAGGCAAGGGUACUUUCGUUGGUGUCAAAGGAGCCCCUGAGACAAUUGCUAAGAUGCUCGUUGAUGUCCCUCCCAAGUACGAAGAAACAUUCAAAUACUUCACCAGAAAUGGCGCUAGAGUACUUGCCCUUGCUUACAAGUAUCUUUCUACCGAAGCGGAACUUGGUCAGAAACGUAUCAACGAUCUAAGCCGGGAAGAAGUGGAAGCUGGACUGACUUUCGCCGGGUUCUUGGUUCUUCAGACUCCUCUUAAGGAGGACGCCAUUAGAGCUGUCCAGAUGUUGAACGAAAGCAGUCACCGAGUCGUGAUGAUCACUGGAGACAAUCCCCUGACUGCGGUUCAUGUAGCGCGGCAAGUUGAGAUUGUUGACCGCGACUGUCUGAUUUUGGAUGCGCCAGAAGACGACGAUUCAGGCAAGAAGCUGGUUUGGCGCAGUGUCGAUGAGAAAACAAUCAUCCCUGUCGAUCCGACUGGGGCCAUCGAUCCAAAAAUCCUUGAGACGAAAGAUCUGUGCGUUACAGGUUAUGCCCUUGCUAAAUUUAGUGGGCAGAAAGCCUUCAAGGAUUUGCUGAGGUACACUUGGGUCUAUGCCCGAGUGUCUCCGAAGCAAAAAGAGGAGAUAUUGAUUGGGCUCAAAGAUCUAGGCUAUACCACUCUGAUGUGCGGUGACGGCACGAAUGAUGUUGGUGCUUUGAAACAGGCUCAUGUCGGCGUGGCACUUCUCAAUGGUUCACAGGAAGACCUCACCAAGAUCGGUGAGCAUUUCAGAACCACCAAAAUGAAGGAGAUCUAUGAGAAACAGGUUCAGCUCAUGAAGCGGUUCAACCAACCCGCACCACCUGUCCCGCCUGGAAUCGCUCAUCUUUACCCGCCUGGUCCAAGCAACCCGCAUCACGAAAAGGCGAUCAAGGCUAUUGCUGAGAAGAAGGGCAUUAGCCUUGAGAAUGGCGAUGCUGAAACUGGGGGCAUUGAGACGAUCACUUCACCUGGAGCCCAAGCCAUCCAACAGUCGAGUACCCAUCUCACAGCCAAGGAACGUCGACAGCAAGAAGCUCAACAGAAAGCUGCCAGUUGGGCGGAUAAAUUCACCUCGUCUAUGAUGGAAAAUGAGCUUGACGACGGCGAACCACCCACAAUUAAGCUAGGCGAUGCUUCAGUUGCCGCACCAUUUACCAGCAAGUUGGCCAAUGUUGUUGCCAUCCCGAACAUCAUUCGCCAAGGUCGAUGCACACUGGUUGCAACCAUUCAGAUGUAUAAGAUCCUCGCCCUCAACUGCUUGAUCAGUGCAUACUCUCUAUCCGUGAUUUAUCUUGCUGGCAUCAAAUUCGGUGACGGGCAGGUCACGAUCAGUGGUAUGCUCAUGUCAGUGUGCUUCUUGUCGAUAUCGCGAGCAAAGCCUGUCGAGGCACUAUCACGCGAACGACCUCAGCCAAACAUCCUCAACGCCUACAUCUUGGGAUCCGUCCUAGGCCAAUUCGCCAUUCACUGUGCUACAUUGAUCUAUCUCUCUCGAGUUGUGUAUUCUAUCGUUCCUCCAUCUGACGAGAUUGAUCUGGAAGGUGAAUUCGAACCCAGCUUGCUCAAUAGUGCGGUCUAUCUCAUGCAGCUUAUUCAGCAAGUCUCGACUUUUGCCAUCAAUUACCAAGGCCGUCCAUUCCGUGAGAGUAUCAGAGAGAACCGAGGCAUGUACUGGGGUCUCUUGUCUUGCUCUUUUGUGGCUUUUGCCGGUAGCACGGAGUUCUUGCCAGAGCUCAAUGACAAGCUACGCCUUGUACCCUUCAGGAGCGACUUCAAAUGGACAUUGACCACGCUCAUGAUUGUUGACUUUUGUGGCUGUUGGGUCGUUGAGCAAGUCUUUAAAUACCUCUUCAGUGACUUUAGACCCAAGGACAUUGCAAUCAAGAGACCGGACCAAGUGGCCCGAGAUGAAAAGCGCAAGAGAGAGAUCAUGGAGAAGGCCGAGCAGGAACGGAUUGCGGCAAUUGAGGAAAGACGAGGAGUCGCCAAUAGCACUGGGCCAGCCGCCGGACGCAAGUAG